Lactuca virosa is the source of this 1542-nucleotide messenger RNA. Lineage: Eukaryota; Viridiplantae; Streptophyta; Magnoliopsida; Asterales; Asteraceae. The record is from the annotation of a GenBank genome assembly.
AUGAUAAAUGAGGUGAUAAAAGAUGUUGGAGAGGAGAACAUUGUGCAGUUCAUUACAGACAACGGGUCAAACUUUAAAGCUGCUGGAAUGAUUUUAGAAGAGCAACAUCCCAAGUUGUUUUGGACUCCGUGUGCAGCACAUUGUGUGAAUCUCAUGAUAGGUGAUAUUGGUGAAAAAAUACCGAAGAUAAAAAAUACUUUGGCUGAUGCAAGAGCAAUUGUGGUUUACAUUUACAACUACGGAAGAAUUCUUAAUCUGAUGAGGAAGUUGACGAAGAACAAGGAGUUGCACAGGUCUUGUGUAACUAGGUUUGCAACCCAGUUUUAUACAAUUCAGAGUAUCCACGAGAAUCGACAUCAUAUUCAAGUAUUGUUUGUUUCUGAAGAAUGGAAGAAAAGUGACUUUGCAAAGAAGUCGGCUGGAAAGAAAGUUGAGCGAAUAGUUGCAAAACAUGAAUUUUUGGACAUCGUACACUUUACUUGUCAGGUGCUAGCUCAUUUGGUAGAUGUGGUCAGAUUGGUUGAUAUGGAAGAGAAGCCAUGUAUGGGUUACAUCUAUGAUGCAGUAGACAGAGCCAAGGAGCAGAUCAAGAAAAAUCUGACUGGCACGCCUAAUGAAAGAAUGAUCACUAGACUUUGGGCUAUGAUUCAAGCAAGAUGGAGCGACCAACUUCAUCACCCGUUACAUGCAGCUGGAUGUUACUUGAAUCCCGCCAUUUUUCAUGGGGAAAAUUCAAGGGAGAUACGGAAGAACAGAGACAUUGCGACGGGACUUUAUGUUGCUAUAGAUCGUCUAGUGCCCGAUAAUGAUGACAAUGAUAAAUUGAGGCAAGACUUGAAUCUAUACAUUGAUUUAGUUGGGCAAUUUGGAUCUCCAGCUGCUAUAAGGGCUAGGACAAAAGUUGCACCAUAUAUAUGGUGGCGUACUUAUGGGAUCGACCCGCCUUUGCUCCAAAAUUUUGCUAUCACAGUCCUUAGUCAGACAUGUAGUGCUUCACCUUGUGAACGCAAUUGGAGUGUAUUUGACAAUUUACAUUCAAAGAAAAGAAAUUGUUUUUUGCAGCAAAAACUUAAUGACCUUGUAUUCAUCCAAUAUAACACAAUACAACACAAGAGAUGGUCUCUUUGGUCAGCUACGCAAGAGGCAAUGGGAAGAAACGAAGAAGUUGGGGUAACAACUAGGAGCAAAAGAGAGUGGUCUCUUUGGUCAGCUACGCAAGAGGCAAUGGGAAGAAACGAAGAAGUUGGGGUAACAACUAGGAGCAAAAGAGAGUGGUCUCUUUGGUCAGCUACGCAAGAGGCAAUGGGAAGAAACGAAGAAGUUGGGGUAACAACUAGGAGCAAAAGAGAGUGGUCUCUUUGGUCAGCUACGCAAGAGGCAAUGGGAAGAAACGAAGAAGUUGGGGUAACAACUAGGAGCAAAAGAGAGCGCUACAGAGAUGAUGUUGAUGAUGAUAUUAGAAUUGAAGUGAAUCAUCUUGAUGAACAAUUGGAUGCCUUGGUUGAUGUGGACUCGGAGGAAGAUUUCAUGGCUUACGAUUAG